This is a messenger RNA of Xyrauchen texanus (razorback sucker), 4702 nucleotides long. RefSeq names its product solute carrier family 26 member 10-like. Gene Ontology annotation, biological process: transmembrane transport. Bases 202 to 2277 code for a protein of 691 amino acids. Lineage: Eukaryota; Metazoa; Chordata; Actinopteri; Cypriniformes; Catostomidae. Gene Ontology annotation, cellular component: membrane. The record is from RefSeq and is a predicted model, not a curated record. The transcript has 18 exons. Gene Ontology annotation, molecular function: bicarbonate transmembrane transporter activity; sulfate transmembrane transporter activity; chloride transmembrane transporter activity.
UUUUGCUGUUUGACUUUUGAAAAAAAAAAAAAAAAGGUAAACUACUGGCUCCUAGCACUUGACAGGGUAAUCCAAUUGUUACUGAUGUCAAGUUCCAGUGACUCCUAUAAAUGAGGGGUUGGGCAAUUCUCUGCUUUGGAGCAGUGUAACUCUGAAGAUUAUUAACCUUUCUCUUUAAAGAAAAGUACCUUUAACUACACGAUGAGCGCAUCAGUGGCUGUGUAUAGGAAUAUAUACACUGAGGACCGGUUCAAACAAGCUUAUGGUACAGAAAACCAGUCUCGAGGCAGAGUGCGGCUCCGCGACAGACUCGCCCAAAUAUGCCGCUGUUCUAGGGUGAAGUGCGUUCACCUGCUCAAGAAGAGAGUGCCCAUCUGCAACUGGCUGCCAAAAUACAAGCUCAGAAAAUGGAUUUUAGGAGAUAUUGUGGCCGGAUUGACGGUUGGAAUAGUACAUAUUCCCCAAGGCAUGGCCUUUGCAUUGUUGACAUCAGUGGCUCCUGUCUAUGGCCUUUACACAUCCUUCUUCCCUGUGGUUCUUUAUAUGCUCUUCGGCACUGGUCACCAUGUUUCCACAGGUACCUUUGCUGUGUUGAGUCUGAUGACUGGCUCAGUGGUGGAGCAAAUGGUUCCCACUCCACUUGCUCUAAACACCAGUAGCCCAGAGGCUGCAGAGUUUGAGGCCCAGAGGAUUGGAGUGGCAUCAGCCGUAGCGUUCCUCUCAGGCAUAAUGAUGCUCUGCAUGUGUGGGCUCCAGUUGGGUUUCCUCUCCACAUAUCUCUCAGAACCGAUUGUAAAGGCAUUCAUCAGUGCAGCCGCCUUCCAUGUGACUGUCUCACAGCUUCAGAGCAUGCUGGGAUUGCGGCUACCUCGAUUCACUGGUGCCUUCUCUCUUUUUAAGACUCUGGUUUCAGUGCUGGUGAAUCUGCCCCACACUAAUUUGGCUGAGUUGGUGAUCUCACUACUCUGCCUGGCUGUCCUGGUACCAGUAAAAGAGGUCAACUCACGCUUCCGAGAGCGACUCCGGACUCCCAUCCCUGUGGAGAUCAUCACUGUUAUAAUUGCAACGGGAAUUACAUAUGCAUCCUCUCUAGAUUCCAAAUACGACAUACAGAUAGUAGGACAUAUUCCAGCUGGCUUCCCAGAGCCAGGGCUGCCUGCAUUGGAGAUGGUUCCAGAGAUUGCUGGUGACACAGUUGCCAUCACUCUUGUUGGCUACGCUGUAUCCGUAUCUUUAGCCAUGAUUUAUGCCGAUAAACAUGGAUACUCCAUUGAUCCAAAUCAGGAGCUUCUAGCACAUGGGAUUUCCAACACUGUGUCGUCUCUCUUCACCUGCUUCCCAAGUUCCGCUACCCUGGCCACCACCAACAUUCUAGACAGUGCCGGAGGUUACACACAGCUUGCAGGACUGUUCACAUGUCUGGUUGUUCUUAUCGUACUUCUGCUGAUAGGCCCUCUGUUCUACUUUUUACCCAAGGCAGUGCUUGCAUGUAUAAAUGUGACCAGUCUGAGACAGAUGUUCUUGCUGUUUCAGGACCUCCCAGACCUUUGGAGAAUUAGCAAAAUUGAUUUUAUGGUGUGGCUGGUGACCUGGUUGUUAGUAGUUGUGCUAAAUGUAGAUAUGGGUCUGGCCAUUGGCGUGGUGUUCUCCAUGAUGACUGUUAUCUGUCGCACACAGAGGGCCAGCUGCUCAGUGUUGGGGAGAGCUGCCAACACAGAGAUCUACAGAUCCAUCGACAAUCACAAUAAAUGCUAUGAGGUCCCUGGAGUGAAGAUCCUGACUUACAAUGGGCCUAUUUACUAUGGGAACCGUAGCUUUUUCAAGGCAGAUAUAACUCGGCUUCUGGGACUCACCCCUGAGAGGAUACGGAGCCGAGAGAAAGCCAUGAAGGCUAUAGAGAAGAGAGCGAGUGAGGCCAUCAGCACUGUAGAACAAGGAGUUGCAGACAGUCCAUUUUCUUCAAAGAAUGACUUAUUCAGAUCAGAGAUGGUUGAGGGUGAGGUUCAGGCUGUGUUGAUUGACUGCAGCAGUGUCAUUUUUGUGGAUGUAGCUGGAGCUCGGCUAUUCGUACAGCUGUGUAUGGAGUGCCAGAAGGUUGGGGUACAGGUCUACCUGGCUAAUUGCAAUGUGAGCGUACUGAAGAUUCUCACAUCCAGUGGGCUGAUGAACUAUAUGAAUCCUCAACAUAUUUUUGUAACAAUCCAUGAUGCUGUGGUCUACAUACAACAACAGCGGGAGAAUCUCCAGAGAACAACACAACUGUAUGGGUGUGAUUAAACAUAUGGACACUUUCAAAGUAAUUGACUGGAAAUGGUAGGACACCAUAUUUCCGUGGAAGACUACAAGGGUCUCAGAGGGACUCUCAAAAUCAUUCCUAAACUCAACCAUUGUAUUUAUGCAUUUAUGCUCAACAUACUAUUUGUAGUGUUUUUAGGGUGAACAUUAUGUUAGGGCCCAUGAAUCAGCACCCAAAUAAUGGUAGUCCUUCACAUUUAUACUUAGUAUUCAGAACAUUGUGCUCUAUUCUCAUAGGACAGCGGUUGUUGUUGAGUUCCUGUGUAGAAAAUGAAAACAACAAAACUGAUGAAAAUGCUGUAAUUUUAUUGAUUUUAUAUUUCUGAAGACCCAGGGAAACUUUUCUGUCUAUCAGAAGGUCUUGUUUUAGUUUUGUUCUAUGUUUUCUGAGUGAGAGUGAGAAUGCACCGAGUGGCAUGAGCUUACAUAGUUGCCACCUUUUACACCAUUUUAGAGAAUACAUAUUUGCUGUGUGUGAUAUUGAAGUCUAGAUCCAUAAGCUAUUUAUAAUAAUUAUGCAAUCUUCAAAUCCAUUUUGAACUAAUUGUCAGUCCUUAAAUUGUCAUGUCAAAGGACAAACUGAAUAAAUCAAAAAAUGAUUCAUUGAGAUACUUUUUAGUUUAAUAUAUCCUGUAUUCCUUUAACUAAUCCAGAUCUCUGUAAAUUAAAGGUCUUCGCUUUGGAAUGGCAUGCAGUAAUGAGGUUUGGUGAAGUCUAACUGUUGAAAUUUCACAUUGCCUAUAAACUAUUGCUGACUGACUACCUAAUUAUUGUUCUUUACCUUAUGAAAUCAUAUUGACAGGCUAGUAGUGAUUGAUGCUAGUUGAGCUAAUUUUGGCAAAACUAGUGCAUAUUGAAAAAUGAAAGGGAUUGUUUCACAAACAAGGCAUGUUGUGGCAAAAUAUUUUAUUGUUUAAAUACACAGUACCAUAUACCCAAAAUAAUAUUUACAAAUUCUAUAAAAUACUAAAAUACAAUAUUAAUAAUAUAUAAAAUACAAUUAGAAACAUUUUAUAUAAUUUCAUAAUAGUAUAGAAAAUAAUGAACAAUUUUCUAAAUAUUUUCAUAAUACAUGUAAAUAUACUUCAAAUAUAAAGUAAAUAAAAAAAAUAUAGAAUAGUUAAACAACGAUAACAUUUGCCAUAAAUACAGCAACGGUCUAUUGAUGAGCUGCUGCCACCUUGUGGCUAAAUUCGUUUUCAUUUAUUCAUUACAAGGGGUUCGAUAUGAGCGAGUAUAUUUUGUUAGUGACACAAAUGUGUAACUAGGGGGUUAAUCAUUAAAAGAUUACAAUUACUUAACAAUAUUGUAAUUGCAUUUGAAUGGCAUGCCCUGAUAACUGGAGGGCAGAACAAGUAAGAACUCAGCAGGGUGUUCCUGGCUCAUAUUUGCCUGUUUGAUAUAGCCUACACCCUACAAAGACAUAGAUACAUCACUGCCAGAUUAUUUUGAAUGAGAGUAUUAUCUUAACAAUGUAGUGACAAUAUUCAUGUUAAUAGUUGUUUAAUAUUGUAGCAAAUAAACAUUUAGCAUCAAAUAUCUCCCCUUUGUGUCUCGUAAAACUGACAUUGUGCAUUUCUUUUUGUGUUCUUUCUUAGUCAUAAGAACACACAUACGUGCACACACACAAAAUAUUUUCCUGCCUACCUAUUUUUCAUAAGCCUUGAUUAAAUUUUGCCUGGCACACCUGGAACAUGACCACAAAAAAAAAAAAAAAAAGAAGCACUGGUAUAGUAAGUCUCUGCUCAUAUCUAAAUGCAUUUUAUUUUCAGUGAUCAUUACUUGCCCUUUUUUUUUUUUUUUUCAUACAACACCACAGUAACAUUGAUGUAAACUUAAAUGUGUUCUCAGCCUGUGACUGUUAAAACUUCAUACAAUGGCACAAUGCUCAAGUUUUAAAGCAACAACUUAGCCUAUUAAAAUGAUUAGAGAUGGUCUUGAUUUGAACUUUUUUCUUUGACACUGUUCCUCCGACCCCCGACCUUCUGGUCAGUAACACUGAGCCUCAACCACUGAGCCACCACUGCCCCCGAAAUCCAACAAUCUAUUUACAUUUACAUUUAUGCAUUUGGCAGACGCUUUUAUCCAAAGCGACUUACAGUGCCCUUAUUACAGGGACAAUCCCCCCCGGAGCAACCUGGAGUUAAGUGUCUUGCUCAAGGACACAAUGGUGGUGGCUGUGGGGCUCGAACCAGCAUCCUUCUGAUUAUGGCGCUUAGACCACUACACCACCACCACUCCAAUCUGCUCUUAUCUCCCAAUUUUAUUUGUAAAAUAGUAUUCACUUUAUUCCAGAUAUUGUUUACAAGAUAUAGCUUUUUUAAUUUAAUUUGCAGCUAAGAAUCUCCAACCAUAUACUCACAUUUUGCGCUCCACUUCCUCGAUCACCCCAUCAUUCCAGCAUAAU